CAGUGGAGUCAUAUGUUCCUCGCAGUGUGCCGUAGUGACGUCACACCCAAACAAGAAACUGUUUGCUGGUGGUUACUGUUGGAUGUCAGAUAAGUGGAUUUUCUCUUCGUAGCCAGUUUUUAUCACAAUGUCUCAGGAUCCCUGGUUACAGAAUUAUGAUGCCACUUGUCGCCUGGCACAGGAAGUAGCAGAAAACAUUCAUGAAAGGAACAGGCAGCAGAGAACGGGGGGAAACCCUGCAAAGAUCAACAUGACUCUACGGGCAUCACUCCAGAAGCUGAAACAGAACAUUGCCCAGCUCAAAGAGGGUUUGCUGAGAGCUUCAUCAUCUCGGCGCUUAAUGCAGUCAGAAGCUGAUAGGAGGCAGAACCUCGUUGAUGACCUGCUAACUAGAGAGAAGCAGCUCAAUGCCACAUUCAGGGGAGACCAAAUGGAGCCAGAACCUGGCAGAACCAGGUUGAAACUGAUGGCUGGAGGGGCGGGAGCUAGCGAAGGAGUCGCAGCUAACCCCUGGUUGGUCAACGAACCAGAGGAGACCAGAGGGCUAAACUUUGGGGAAAUCAAACAGCAGCAACAGCAAAUCAUUGAAGCUCAGGAUGCAGGCUUGGAUGCACUGGCAGCUGUCAUCAGUCGACAGAAGACAAUGGGCCAGGAAAUUGGCAAUGAGCUGGAUGAACACAAUGAGAUCAUUGACGACCUUGCACAUCUUGUGGACAAGACAGAUGACAAGAUUCGUAAUGAGACACGGAGGGUAAAGCUGGUGGAGACAAAGUCGGCCUCCUGUGGGAUGCUGGUGGUGAUCGUGCUGCUGCUUAUAGCCAUCGUAGUGGUUGCUGUGUGGCCUGUGUAGCUGACGAGGACAGCAGUGGUCAUGGACCUGUGCUGCUGCUACAAUGAGAGUUUGGUGCAGAAUACCAGUCUAAAGCGUUUGCCUACAUAUUGAACACAGGCACACAGUCAAACACUGUCUCUCAUCAGAUUUUUUUCUCAUUCUUUCUCACUGGUGAUUUCCCAGCCAAGGCAAUGUGAGAGGGAGCCUUAACUCCUUCAGCGGUUAAAAUGUUCUGUACAACAUUAGUUGGGACAAUGGCAUUGCUUACCCUGGAUUGGAAUGCAUUGCUUAUGUGUAAAAUCUCCUCUUUAAUAGUUGUCUCGCUCAGUAAGCAAGAAGUCAGUAGCGUUUUCUGGCGUUUUGGAAAACUAAUUUUAGCCUGGACUAAUAAUGGCCUUCAUGCAGGUAGCAGGAGUCUGUAAUCUGAGUUGAAGCUCACACUGGGUACAGUAAUUCUACAAGCUUUGCAGUGUUCACACUCUCUUAUAUUUAUCCAUGUGUUACUGUAGCAGCUGUAAUGUUAUCACUUGUCUUGGGAAUUUAUUAUUUUUCUAGAAUAAUUCUCAGCCAAAACAAACAGCCUGGCUGUGUUACUAACACGGCUGUUUUCCUUGCUUGUAAAUCAAUUCAGCUUGUCUAAUAAAUUACAUUUCCAGUUAA
Molecule: messenger RNA, 1492 nt
Organism: Monopterus albus (swamp eel)
Lineage: Eukaryota; Metazoa; Chordata; Actinopteri; Synbranchiformes; Synbranchidae
Gene: stx8
Product: syntaxin 8
Exons: 8
Coding region: 128-850 (240 amino acids)
Biological process (GO): vesicle fusion; intracellular protein transport
Cellular component (GO): endomembrane system; SNARE complex
Molecular function (GO): SNAP receptor activity; SNARE binding
Source: RefSeq, a predicted model, not a curated record